Messenger RNA from Lymnaea stagnalis (great pond snail), 321 nucleotides. NCBI's taxonomy places the organism in Eukaryota, Metazoa, Mollusca, Gastropoda, Lymnaeidae. The record is from the annotation of a GenBank genome assembly.
UGUGACAUCACAGUGACCAUCGAUGGUCAAGAAUUCAAAUGCCACAGAUUCUAUUUGAGUGCAUGCUCGAAGUUUUUCAUUGUUCUCCUUGGCUCUAAUCUGUCCUUGGAUUAUUUGAUUAUUAAAGGAAUUAGGCCAGACAUAUUUGAACUUAUUCUAGAUUCAUUAUACAAAGGAGAUAUCAGAAUAACAGAAGACAACAUGAUAGAUCUUUGGUACGCUGCCAAUCAACUUGAAAUUAGAUUUUUACUUGAAGAAACUGAAAACUUCAUCAUUUUAAAUAUAUCUGUUGAUAAUUACUUGCACAUCUUUGAUGUUGCC